Molecule: messenger RNA, 1617 nt
Organism: Eupeodes corollae
Lineage: Eukaryota; Metazoa; Arthropoda; Insecta; Diptera; Syrphidae
Exons: 2
Coding region: 1-1032 (343 amino acids)
Source: RefSeq, a predicted model, not a curated record
AUGAAGGACAAAGACCCAGAGCACUUCUUUAAAAUAACAAGUAUGUCUCCUAACGCAUUUGAGAUACUCCGCGCUCUUAUUGAACCACAUCUGGAGAAGACUUGUUGGAGAAAACCUAUUGAACCAAGUGCACGACUUUUCUUAACUUUGUUGUAUUUAUCCCAAGGAGUUCGUAUGGGAUAUUCAACAGUUGCAAACAUCAUUUACGAAACAGCCGAUAUUCUUUGGACCUGCCUUAUGUCCUUCUAUUUAUCACCACCAACAGAAAGUGAUUGGAAGCGCAUUUCUCAUGACUUCCAAAAUUUGUGGAAUUUACCCAAUUGUGUUGGAGCUAUUGAUGGCAAACACAUCAAUAUUCAGUGCCCACCAGGAGCUGGUUCGGAGUACUACAAUUAUAAGGGACACCAUUCGAUAGUUCUUCUGGCCACUUGCGACGCCAAUUAUACUUUUGUCGCAGUUGACAUCGGUGCGUACGGAAGUCAAAGUGAUGGUGGAGUGUUUGCAGACUCAUCUUUUGGUAGAAGGGUUUUAACUGGUCGAAUAAACUUCCCUCCUCCCAGUCGUCUUCCGAAUUCCAAUUAUACCUGCAACCAUUACAUGGUAGGUGAUCCAGCUUUUCCCUUGAAACCAUAUUUGAUGCGGCCAUACCCUGGAAAACUACUCACGAUUGAAAAACAUAAUUUUAAUAAAAGGCUUUCUCGAGCUCGGAGAGUUAUUGAGAAUGCCUUUGGAAUACUAGUCGCGAAGUGGAGAAUUUUAAGUACAACACUUAAUAUGUUGCCUACAAAUGCAGACAAAAUCGUAAAGGCCAGUGUAGUGCUGCAUAAUUUUGUCAAGCUAAACGAUUCAGCAUACAUAACUCCAGACUUUGUCGAUCGCUACGAUGAAAACGAUGUCCUCAUCGAAGGUCUCUGGCGAAGGGAAGUAGGACCACUUACGAAAUGCAGGUCGAUUGGAUCGCACAACUCUUCUCAACUUGCGUUUGCGAUGCGAGAUAAAUUAAUGGAGUAUCUAAAUAACAUCCAAAUUUAAAAACGAUUUCUUCAAAUAAAAAAAAAGAUCUUUGAAUGCUUAACAUUUUAUUCAGUCUUUUUAUUAUUAUUAUAAGGAAUUAUGGUACAUACAAAUAACAAAAAUGAUAAUUUAAUUACAACAAUUUAACAAUUCAAACAACAAAAAAAAAAACAAAGUUAUCACAUAAACAGUAAAUAAUAACAUAAAUAAAAAAAUAACAUAAUUAAAACAAAAAAACAUCAUUCCAACUGCUUUAGCAAUUCCUCGUUGAUAUCCGCUAAUAUUUUGGCGUGCAGACGCAUACGCACUGCUUCACUCAGCGGUUUCAUGCGCUUUGCCAUGUUAAGCAUGAACUCCUCGUCCAAAUCGUGCGCAGGAGCGGGUGCUGAGCUCAAAUGGGCUGAGACAGUCGCAUUCAACCCUCCAAGAAAGGAUUUAAAAUCCUCUUCGGCCCUUCUCUUUGUGCAUCUCGCUCUCUUUGGACUUUGGAGUGAUGUCGUUGCCGUCGUCAUCGUCAUUUCCAAAACUAAAAUCAUCCGCGCUAAUUGGCGACGGCAACUCUGCAGCAAACUCAACUGAAGCAGUUUGCUGGUAGGUCCCUAA